CUCUCCUAACUCGCAUUCCCCUGCUUUAGCUUCCCUCCCUCAAGCUACUUAUCACUAAAAAAUCAGCCGCUACUUCAUCAAAACUCCCUCCUUUUCUCACCUAUGGCCACUUCCACGAACAUCUCUACCGCGUCCGCCGCUCUCUUCCUCAUCUCCCUCCUCCUCUUCUUCUCAACAAUCAGCUCUUGCGGCACUUGCCCGACUCCAAACCCACCAACACCACCAACACCAACAACCCCAUGCUUGAGUCCGCCCACCGCCCCCAAAUGCCCGCAUGACGUUCUGAAACUUGGAGCUUGCGCCAACGUGCUGGGGCUCAUCAAUCUUAAUCUUGGCAAGCCACCAAUGGUCCCUUGCUGCACUCUGCUCCAAGGUUUGGCUAACUUGGAGGCUGCCGUUUGCCUUUGCACUGCUCUUAAAGCUAAUGUGCUUGGAAUCCAACUCAAUAUCCCAAUAAAACUUACUUUGCUCCUAGACUACUGUGGAAAGAACGUCCCCUCUGGAUUCCAGUGCGCUUGAAUGAUUUUGGUUUUGGCUCUAGUUUUCUUAUAAAUGUUUUUGUUGUUUUUGGUGCUGUUAGUGAGCUUGCAAAGUCCUGUCGUACGUGAAUAAGCUCAUUGCAUCCAGAACUUAAUUUUCAUUGUUGUUUGCUUUUUUCUUUUCUCUUCUCAAAUUCCCUUUUAUUAUCUCUGUUCAAUGGGAGCAACUGAACCUCACAGGUCGAUGUGAGUGACUUGAUUCAGAUUUGUUCUGCCAAA
Molecule: messenger RNA, 758 nt
Organism: Phalaenopsis equestris
Lineage: Eukaryota; Viridiplantae; Streptophyta; Magnoliopsida; Asparagales; Orchidaceae
Product: 14 kDa proline-rich protein DC2.15-like
Exons: 1
Coding region: 103-519 (138 amino acids)
Source: RefSeq, a predicted model, not a curated record